This is a messenger RNA of Metopolophium dirhodum (rose-grain aphid), 1900 nucleotides long. RefSeq lists its product as uncharacterized. The record is from RefSeq and is a predicted model, not a curated record. Lineage: Eukaryota; Metazoa; Arthropoda; Insecta; Hemiptera; Aphididae.
GUAUAGCAGAGCUGCUGUGGAUACUUGUAAUUUUCGAGCAAAUAACUGCCUCUUGUGAAAUACGAACAUAGAGUUACUUAUUAUUUACAUUUAUAUUUUUUUACACCUAUCAUACUUGUUGCAAUACAAUAUAGUCAAAUACCUAUAGUGUAACGUCAAACUACUAAACAAAAGUAUUACAAUGAAAAUGGAUGUCUGGAACUUGAUUUGUCGUACCAUGCUAUUACAGUUUCUGCUGAUCAAUCAUAUUAUAUCCAGUGAAAAUCAAGACAAUGCAUUUUUCAACCUCACUCUUACCGCCACCAAUAGUCCGGGGUUACAGUACGAGAUAUUAGGGGAAGGUAAAUUAUGUAAAAGUAGUUGGACCAUUAAUACAUUUAUAGAUUUAAAAUAUUUAAUAAAUAGCCUUAGUGAUAUAAGGAGUAUGUUAAAAACAAUUGACACAUAUGCAAUUAAUAACACUUACCAAAUAACUAUAAAUAACUUAGAGAAGCAUUUAAAAAAAAUAAAUUUAGAUAUACAGGUAAUUAGGCAAAUGGCUAUUAGAAAAAAGGUUAAGCGAUCAUUUGAGUCUGGAGGUUCGGCACUACAGUGGAUGAUUGGUAUUGCCGAUGCUGACGAUGUACGGAGGUAUGAUAGUUCGAUUAACAAAUUAGAGAAUGAUCAAAAAGAUAUGAUACACAUAGUUCAAGACCAAGUCUCUAUUUUAAGGAGCACAAUAACAAAUUUCAAUGAGACCAUAACAACAUUUAAUGACAAUAAAUUGUUAUUUGACAAAAAUAUUAAAAAAAUUGAAACCACUAUUAACAACAUAAAUAUUGAAUUAAUAGACGAAAAAAAACAAAUUAUUGUUCUAAGAUUAAUAUCCCUAAUUGAAAAUAAUAUAUUUGAAUUAGAUAUAUUUGUAUCGAGGUUACAAAAAAUGAUAUCAAACGUUCAAACAAAUAAAUUAGAUGUUUUUAUAAUUACACCAGAUCAGUUGUUGUCAGAAAUAAAACAAAUAGAAAAUAUUCUACCUAAAAAUUUACAAAUCCCUAUCAAAUUUAAUGAAAAUAAUAUACAAGAAAUAUACAAAAUAUUACAUAUAGACCUUCACCCAAUGAACGAUAGAAUAAUAUUUUCAAUAAAAAUUCCACUAUGUAUCGGCGAAAUUUUCAAAUUGUAUUACAUUAUACCAAUAUACGUUCCAAUUAAUGAACACGGGCAAUUUAUACAUAUCGCUGAAAAUCCAACUUACUUAUUAACAGAUGAUGUAGUGACAAAAUAUUUUAUUUGGUCAAAUAUCAAUAACUGUUUAAUAGUUUCCGACAUUUUUGUUUGUGGUUUCAAUGAAAUGUUACACAAUAGUGAUACUGAUCCCACUUGUGUAACAGAAAUAUUAAAAAAUUCUUUAACUAAACCUACGCAAUGUGAUACUUAUAUCACGGAAUUUAAAAAAGAAUUAUGGUACCCAUCGUUUUUCAAAAAUAAUUGGUACUUUGUAUGUGAAAAGCCUACAACAAUUACAAUAAUUUGUAAUAAUCGAUCUUUUAUUCGUAAAAUUACAUUGAAAAGUUCUGGCAAAUUAUUUCUGAAAGCUGGGUGUCAAGCUCAUACUUCUAAAGGCGUAUUAAUAACAGAGCAAACAGUAGAAUCGUCUUUUGCAACACUACCUUUAGAGUUAAGUAUUUUAAAUGAUUCAUGUUGCAAUAUUACACUUAAUCAACGUUAUCCAAAACCAAUUCAUUUAGAUGAAAUAAAAAAUUUAAAAUUCGACAAAGAAGCUUUUUUAAAAAUCAUUUCAAAGUUAAAUACACAAGAUGAAUUACUAAAUUCAAUAUUAUUAAAUAAGACGUAUGAAUUUGUAUAUACAAACAAAUAUUUAAUCAUUAUAAUAGCUGUUAUAAUAUUAUACCUUUAG